Messenger RNA from Malania oleifera, 3365 nucleotides. RefSeq names its product alpha-glucan phosphorylase, H isozyme. Gene Ontology annotation, biological process: glycogen catabolic process. Gene Ontology annotation, molecular function: glycogen phosphorylase activity; pyridoxal phosphate binding. Gene Ontology annotation, cellular component: cytoplasm. Bases 500 to 3019 code for a protein of 839 amino acids. The record is from RefSeq and is a predicted model, not a curated record. The transcript is spliced from 16 exons. Lineage: Eukaryota; Viridiplantae; Streptophyta; Magnoliopsida; Santalales; Ximeniaceae.
ACGGAGCACGUGCCAUGUCUCUCUUCCGCGCAUCGCUCCAUGCUCCCUCCACUCUGUAAAAAUCUUCAAAAAUCACAACUCCUCUUUCGUCUUCUUCUCCAGAAUCUCCACAUCUGCUGAUAUUUUUCCCUGUCUCCAGUCUCCAUCGUCUUCACAACAUAAUCCAAACCUCUUUCUCUCUCUCUCUUGUUCGUUCGAUUAGCAUAUUCCAUGGCCGCCUGUCUCUUGCAAUUCUAGUGUAGUGUAAAUGUCCAUCGCUACCUCUAGAAAGAGAAAAAUCUUAUUAUAUUCAGCCAAGCUCCAAAUUUGGAAUCUCAUUUACACCUUUCUGCAACUGGUUCAUUGACACUGGUCGUUUUCUUUCUCUUUUCUCUCCCUGCACCUCUCUUCCCCCUCUCCUAGAAAUUGGAGCGUCAAGGCGCCGGCUUUCAGAUCUCGAGAUCUUCGCAUCGGAAGCAGAACUGUUUUCUCUGCGAUUGGGAGUGGGAAGUGGUGAGCAAUGGAGGUUACUGCGAAAGCCAAUGGCGCUUCUGAGAAAAUUCCUGCUGCUGCGCACCCCGCGGCGGAAGAACCAGCAGAGAUUGCCUCCAACAUCAAUUACCACGCGCGAUACAGCCCUCAUUUCUCGCCUUUCAAGUUCGAGCCUGAGCAAGCUUACUAUGCUACCGCUGAGAGCGUCCGGGAUCACCUGAUACAACAAUGGAAUGAAACUUAUCAGCAUUUUCACAAUGUUAAUCCGAAGCAAACGUAUUACUUAUCCAUGGAGUAUCUUCAAGGACGAGCUCUAACAAAUGCUGUUGGAAAUCUAAACAUUCAAGAUGCAUAUGCUGAGGCCCUAAGUAAGCUGGGACAUGAACUUGAGGAAAUUGUUGAGCAGGAGAAAGAUGCUGCAUUAGGAAAUGGCGGUUUGGGAAGGCUUGCUUCAUGCUUUUUAGACUCCAUGGCAACAUUAAAUUUGCCUGCUUGGGGAUAUGGCCUGAGAUACAGAUAUGGGCUGUUCAAGCAGCGAAUCACCAAGGAGGGGCAAGAAGAAAUCGCUGAAGAUUGGCUUGAGAAGUUUAGUCCUUGGGAAGUUGUGAGACAUGAUGUUGUAUUUCCUGUCUCAUUCUUUGGUCAUGUUGAGGUCAACCCAAAUGGAUCCCGAAAAUGGGUUGGUGGAGAGGUGGUGCAAGCUGUGGCAUAUGAUGUCCCAAUUCCAGGAUACAAAACCAAGAACACUAUCAGUCUUCGUCUCUGGGAAGCUAAAGCCAGUGCGGAGGAUUUCAACCUAUUUCAAUUUAAUGACGGACAGUUUGAAUCUGCUGCUCAACUUCAUUCUAGAGCACAGCAGAUUUGUGCUGUUCUAUAUCCUGGUGAUGCUACAGAAAAUGGAAAGCUUUUACGGCUGAAGCAACAAUUUUUCCUGUGCAGUGCAUCACUUCAGGACAUCAUUUUUAGAUUUAAGGAGAGGAGAGAUGGGAAGGAAUCGUGGCCCUGGUCUGAAUUCCCUAGCAAGGUUGCCAUACAAUUGAACGAUACACAUCCUACCCUUGCAAUUCCAGAACUGAUGAGGUUGCUAAUGGAUGAUGAAGGGCUUGGAUGGGAUGAAGCAUGGGAAGUGACAACUAAGACAAUUGCUUACACAAAUCACACGGUCCUUCCUGAAGCGCUUGAGAAAUGGUCGCAAGGUGUAAUGUGGAAGCUUCUUCCUCGCCAUAUGGAAAUCAUAGAAGAAAUCGACAAACGGUUUAUUGCAAUGAUACAUUCUACGCAAACUGAUCUUGAGAGUAAGCUUCCCAGCAUGUGCAUCCUGGAUAACAAUCCCCAGAAGCCAGUUGUACGAAUGGCAAAUUUAUGCGUGGUAUCUGCGCACACGGUAAAUGGUGUUGCCCAAUUACACAGUGACAUUUUAAAGUCCGAGUUAUUUGCAGACUACGUCACCAUAUGGCCAACAAAGUUUCAGAAUAAAACCAAUGGCAUUACACCUCGCCGUUGGCUCCGGUUUUGCAAUCCUGAGCUCAGCACCAUAAUUACGAAAUGGCUAAAAACUGAUCAAUGGAUUUCCAACCUUGACUUACUGGCAGAUCUUCAGAAGUUUGCUGACAAUGCAGACCUCCAUGCUGAAUGGGCGUCUGCCAAGAUGGCUAGUAAGCAGCGUUUGGCACAGUACAUUCUGCGAGUGACAGGUGUGAGCAUUGACCCCAAUAGCCUCUUUGACAUACAAGUCAAGCGCAUCCAUGAGUAUAAGAGACAGCUGCUCAAUAUUUUGGGUGUAAUCUAUAGGUACAAGAAAUUAAAGGAAAUGAGCAUUGAAGAGCGUAAGAACACCACACCACGGACCAUAAUGAUUGGUGGAAAAGCAUUUGCAACGUAUACAAAUGCUAAAAGGAUAGUUAAGCUGGUAAAUGAUGUUGGUGCCCUUGUCAACAAUGAUCCCGAUGUUGAUGACUAUUUGAAGGUUGUUUUUGUUCCAAAUUACAACGUUUCUGUUGCGGAACUGCUUGUUCCAGGAAGUGAGCUAUCGCAGCAUAUCAGCACAUCAGGCAUGGAAGCAAGUGGUACAAGCAAUAUGAAGUUUGCACUUAAUGGUUGUCUUAUAAUUGGGACACUGGAUGGUGCUAACGUCGAAAUUAGAGAGGAAAUUGGGGAGGAGAACUUCUUUCUCUUUGGUGCCACUGCAGAUGAAGUCCCUAGGCUGCGCAAGGAAAGGGAGAAUGGACUGUUUAAGCCAGAUCCUCGGUUCGAAGAGGCCAAGCAAUUUAUAAGAACAGGAGUAUUUGGAAGCUAUGACUACAACCCACUCCUCGAGUCUCUGGAGGGGAAUUCUGGUUAUGGUCGUGGUGAUUAUUUUCUUGUCGGUCAUGACUUUCCAAGUUACAUGGAUGCUCAGGCCAGAGUAGAUGAAGCUUACAAGGAUAGGAGAAGGUGGCUAAAGAAGUCCAUAUUAAGCACUGCUGGAAGUGGUAAAUUUAGCAGUGACCGGACUAUUGCUCAGUACGCCAAGGAAAUAUGGAGCAUCGAGGACUGCCCUGUACCAUAGAAUUCCAUUUAAAAGCCCUGCUGUUAUUCUAAUGUCUCCAUAUGGAUGGCGCACUGGAUAUACACAUGUACGAGACUGCAUCCGGAUGAGGCAUAAAUAAGUUGGAUGCAGUUCAAUAAGUUGAAUGCUUUGCGACUAUAUUCGUAAGUAAUGGGUUGUAUUAAGAUGCGAGGGCUGCUAUUUCAGAGUUCAACCCAAAAGAAUAAUGCAUUUACAAAUUAAAGUUUCCUGCAUUAAGCAAUCUGUAUUCUGUCAUUAAUAUAGUCUCAAGAGUGGAGACAUUUGAGAGUGUACGGAAGACUGCGAUUAGUACUGGAAUAAAGCUACAGUUUUAGCCAUGUCAAAA